Molecule: messenger RNA, 927 nt
Organism: Ramularia collo-cygni
Lineage: Eukaryota; Fungi; Ascomycota; Dothideomycetes; Mycosphaerellales; Mycosphaerellaceae
Product: related to alpha/beta superfamily hydrolase
Exons: 1
Coding region: 1-927 (308 amino acids)
Cellular component (GO): membrane
Molecular function (GO): palmitoyl-(protein) hydrolase activity
Source: RefSeq, a predicted model, not a curated record
AUGCCGUACAUUGGUCGCUCGGAGAACAUGUACGAUUACGCGACAGCUUGUCGUCCUGUAGAGUGGCAGGAGACGCACAUUAAAUCAUUGGAUGGAACCGACAUCGCUCUGUGUGUCGGCAGUCUUUCACCCAAGGCAUCAAGGCCAUCUCGUCACCUUGUCAUUUGCUACUUCCAGGGCAAUGGCAGCUCUCCGCCCCCUAGGUUACCAAUGUUGUCGAACGUGCUCAAGUCUAUCGAGACUCAGAUGCCCACGUCGAAUGUGCAUUUUACCAUUGUAGCCCUCGCCUAUCGCGGCUACUGGACGUCUUCUGGCCGCUCGUCGCAGCCAGGCAUCGAGAAGGACGCUCAGGCUCUGCUUCGAUGGGUUAACAACACUUAUGAUGAUCCAAAUGUACAGCUCGGGCUCAUCCUUUGGGGACAAAGCAUUGGAGCGGGAGUCGCUUCUACGGCAGCCGCAGAAUAUAUACGAGAUUCGAAUCUUCCUUGCAAAGCGCCAAUAUCAGGCCUUAUUCUGGAAACCCCGUUCUCCAGCAUAAAGAGUAUGUUGAUUGCGCUCUAUCCACAGAGGUGGCUUCCUUAUCGAUAUCUUUGGCCUUUUCUUUGGAACUUUUGGGACAGCGAACUUGCGUUACGGAAGAUCGCAGAAGCUGAACACCAGUUCAAAGUAUUUUUGAUGUCCGCGACGAGGGACGAGGUGGUUCCACCUGGAGAGGCUGAUAAAUUGGAGCGGCUGUGCAAAGAGCUGGGACUUGAGAUGGAGCGCAAGGACAUCAUUGGAGCGCUGCAUACAGAAGCGAGCACGCGUAGGGAAGGCCAGAACGCCAUUGCUCGCUUUGCUAUUGAGGUAGCAAGCGGUGGCAAAGGAGAUGAAAGGUUCGUACAUGGAAGAGACUCAUACGGGCUCCAUAGGAGAAAAAUGAUGUAA